AUGUUCUCAUCGUCUGUCCAGCCUAGCCUCGUCUCUUUGUUUUCAUCCACCGGGAGUGACCCUCUCGGUCUUUUCCAGACCCACACGGACAGCACCCUCCCUGCCGACUCAGUCAUUUGCCUGCUGAACGAUACGACCUCCCAGCCGGUCCCUCCGCCGCCUCAGACUCUAAUCACGGCGACAGGCUUAGAGGACGAUACAGCCCAAUCACCAAACUACACCCUUGACCAAACCGUCUUGCACUUACAAUCCCCAACGCUGCGUACGACAUACAUACGAUGUCCACCGGCAGCCCCGGCCGCGCCGGGGAAAGCGGGCAGCAGGGCGUAUCUGGGCCUGAAGCAUGCUUGGAUGCACUUGCAGGUUCGGAACAUGGGUAGAGAGUGGGCUUUCGAGGUCGGGGUGGUGGAUCGAUCUGGUCGAGAAGGAGUCGUGCGGUGCUCCACGUUCCAGAAACAACCGAAGCUAAAGCUAGGGGUUCUGCCCCUCCUCCUACUCCCGCUUUCGUUUCCACCGUCCUCUUCACGUCCCCUGACAUCAUGGUCCACGACUUCACUGAACUUGCCAUCUCUCCUCCCCCAUUUCUCGUCUGGUGCCCUCGCUCGCGCGGAUGAGGAUGACGAGGAGCCAUCUCCGUUCUCUCCUGCUAACAACCACAACGGAGGGAGGACACAGGUGCCCAGCGGAACUCUGUCACAUGUCUCGUACGUGAAGGUAUACGCGACCUGUCGUCUGCGCAGGAUCUGGUUCAACGAAGGCGGCCCGCAGCAGCGCCUCCCGUGGGAGUUUCAGCUAUACGCCGCGGACAAUGCGUAG
Messenger RNA from Dichomitus squalens LYAD-421 SS1, 816 nucleotides. RefSeq lists its product as uncharacterized. Gene Ontology annotation, biological process: positive regulation of cell motility; cilium assembly; regulation of cilium beat frequency involved in ciliary motility. Gene Ontology annotation, cellular component: motile cilium; ciliary basal body. The record is from RefSeq and is a predicted model, not a curated record. The coding region runs from base 1 to 816 and encodes 271 amino acids. NCBI's taxonomy places the organism in Eukaryota, Fungi, Basidiomycota, Agaricomycetes, Polyporales, Polyporaceae. The transcript has 2 exons.